UCGACACUCUUCUACAAGUAAACGGGACCUGAGAAAAAAAAUGUGAAACAUGAAACUAGAAAUCGUAUUGGAACCUGACAAUUUUACUUUUGACAUCGCAGAUUUGUCUACAUCAAUGUAUCUGACGGAUAUUUACGUGAAUAAGACUUUGGAAGUUAAUGAAACGACCAAUGACUUGGUAUACUCAAACCAGUUCGAGGAUGAUCCCCUAAUAGUGUUUCUAGUGAUAUUAAAAUGUUUGAUAAUGCUGUUUAUUAUACUGGCUGCGAUAUUUGGAAAUCUGCUCGUAAUAGUUUCGGUGAUGAGACACAGAAAGCUAAGAGUGAUUACGAACUAUUUCGUUGUAUCUUUAGCCCUGGCUGACAUGCUUGUAGCAAUAUGGGCUAUGUGCUUUAACUUCAGCGUGGAAAUUACAAACGGAGAAUGGUUAUUUGGGUACUUCAUGUGCGAUGUUUGGAACUCCUUGGACGUGUACUUUUCUUCGGCAUCCAUUCUCCAUCUAUGCUGCAUCAGCGUCGACAGAUAUUACGCAAUCGUCCAACCUCUAGACUAUCCCCUGAUAAUGACGACUGCUAAGUUGGGGAUCAUGUUGGCAGUGGUCUGGUGCAGUCCAGCUUUAGUCUCGUUUCUUCCAAUCUUCAUGGGUUGGUACACAACAGAAGAUCACUUGAACUUUAGGAAGCGUUUCCCAAAUGUGUGCAGUUUUACUGUGAAUAAGGUGUAUGCUGUGGUUUCGAGUAGUGUUAGUUUUUGGAUACCGGGAGUCAUCAUGCUGUAUAUGUACUACAGAAUCUAUUUGGAAGCUGAGAGACAGGAGAGGAUGUUGUACAGAAGUAAAGUAGCUGCCUUACUCCUGGACAAACAUCUGCAGAUUAACGGGAUCUCAAUGGGCGAGGUGAUGAGAGAGAGACAGAGCAUACAGAUGCAGCCUAUGGCCAGCAGUAAGAUGAAAAGAGAGAGAAAAGCAGCAAGGACUCUUGGCAUCAUCAUGUCAGCCUUCUUGGCGUGUUGGCUGCCAUUCUUUUUAUGGUACAUAAUCACAGCGCUAUGUGGAGAUGCGUGUCCCUCCCCACCACCUGUGGUAGCCGCUGUGUUUUGGGUGGGGUACUUCAACUCCGCACUAAACCCCCUCAUCUACGCAUACUUCAACAGGGACUUCAGAGCUGCGUUCAGGAAGACCUUGGAUUCUUGCUGCAGGUCUCUCUGCGGCGACAUCGCACGUCGCUACUGCUGCCAGCGUCAACGUCGCGAGCAACAUCAUUCCAACGCAUCCUCAGACAUCCACAUGAACAACUGCGUCAAGUCAACAUCCGCAGAUGUCCUGCGAGCUCAUCAUGCAUCCUGCUCCAGACCCGAAGAUAUCGUCUUUGGAACGUAGAGGGUCAUAUGACAGGAAUAUAUUUUCUAUUAUUAUGUACUCUAAGUUUAGUGAGCUAAGGAUGUCUUUUA
Molecule: messenger RNA, 1449 nt
Organism: Spodoptera litura
Lineage: Eukaryota; Metazoa; Arthropoda; Insecta; Lepidoptera; Noctuidae
Product: octopamine receptor beta-1R
Biological process (GO): positive regulation of MAPK cascade; adenylate cyclase-activating adrenergic receptor signaling pathway
Cellular component (GO): plasma membrane
Molecular function (GO): octopamine receptor activity
Source: RefSeq, a predicted model, not a curated record